AUGGAUCCUUCUGUGUAUGAGGCCGCAGAAUCGGGCGAUGUUGGUUUUUUCAGAAGAGCUAGACAUGGUGAUGUAUCAAUUCUCCAUCAGAAAACCCCCGCUCACAAAAAUAUUUUUCAUAUUGCAGCUGAAUACAAACAAAUACAUUUCUUCAGAGAUGUCCUAUUCGAUGAUCAAUCCUUGCUAUUUUGGGCUGACAAUAAGAAGGGCAACACUCCUCUCCACGUAGCUGCGAGAGUAGGCUGUGAUGAAGUUGUACAGUUCCUCAUUGAACACGCAAAGAAACUUCUGCAUAUGGAACGAGCUGAAGAGGAAAGAGGACCAAAUGGUGAAGCUAACAAACUACUUCGUAUCACUAAUUUGCAAGGAGAUACAGCAUUUCAUGUUGCUGCUAGAAACGGUCACGUUGGGGUGGUGAAUUUGUUAAUGGCUGCAGAUCCUGGGUUGUGUUGUUUGACUAAUUUUAAGAAGGAGUCCCCUUUAUUCUUGGCUACUCGGCAUGGCUUUCCGCUCGUAACUCGGUCAAUUUUAAAUGACUGUCCAAUAUCUCCUUCUUUUAGAGGGUUGAAAGGUGUCACAGCUUUGCAUGUUGCGGUAACUUGUAUGGACGAAGAAUCGGAAGGUAUUGUGGAGACUAUGGUGUCCAAAUAUCCAGAUAUAAUAAAAAGGGCUGAAGAUCAACUUGGGUGGACUCCCUUACACUACGCAGCAUUGAGAGGGAACCUUGAAGCAACUCAACUGUUGAUGCAACGUGAUAGUUCUGUUUCUUACAUCUUGGACAAAUCUGGAAUGUCAGCUCUCCAUGUCGCGGCCUAUGCAGGUCACACUGAUGUAAUGGAAGAGAUGAUUCGGUGUCGGCCAGAUAUUUGUGAUUUGGUCAAUCAUUAUGGCCAAACGGCUCUACAUGCUGCAGUUUUAGGUGGACGAACAAAUGUCAUCAUGCAUUCACUGAGCAUGUCUAAGCUUGCAGAACUAAUAAAUGAAGCAGAUGCAGAUGGAAACACUCCGUUGCAUCUGGCUGCCAUCAAGAAAAAUCCUGAAAUUAUAAGAGCGUUGACAGGCGACCCUAGAGUGGACACGAUUGCUACCAAUAGGAAAUUCUCACAGGCUACGACAUUUGUCUUAGCCAGAAUAUUGGAGAACAGGAAAUCUUCGGUAGUAGUAGUCGUAGGGUUUUGGACAAUUUCAUUGGUCUUCCAUAUUUCCAUCGCCAAAUCAGACGUGAUUUCUGGAACCUUCCCGAGAAGGAUACCAUUGAACGCGAGAAAGAAAAGCUGCAAAGACGUGAAUUUAGACUACUGGUAGCAAC
Prunus avium (sweet cherry) is the source of this 1309-nucleotide messenger RNA. The record is from RefSeq and is a predicted model, not a curated record. Lineage: Eukaryota; Viridiplantae; Streptophyta; Magnoliopsida; Rosales; Rosaceae.